This is a messenger RNA of Durio zibethinus, 1657 nucleotides long. Its product is annotated as WD repeat-containing protein ATCSA-1-like. NCBI's taxonomy places the organism in Eukaryota, Viridiplantae, Streptophyta, Magnoliopsida, Malvales, Malvaceae. Gene Ontology annotation, biological process: transcription-coupled nucleotide-excision repair; proteasome-mediated ubiquitin-dependent protein catabolic process; protein polyubiquitination. The record is from RefSeq and is a predicted model, not a curated record. Gene Ontology annotation, cellular component: Cul4A-RING E3 ubiquitin ligase complex; nucleotide-excision repair complex. Gene Ontology annotation, molecular function: protein binding.
AAGCUUUGGAAAGCAGGGGAAGGGACUGAUUCAGACAAGUCAGAAACUCCAAGGAAGGGAAGGUAACUGCCAAAGAACGAAUUUGUCUACUUUGGGGUUUGUCUUUUUUUCAUAUUUAAUAUCAACGUUCAAGUUGAAACUGAGAAAGGCUGUGACGGGAAAACAAAAAGGGAAGAAACAGAGAGAAAAAUUUUUGAAGAGAUGCUAGGAAAAUGUGGAAGGAAAUUAGAGAUAGAGAAGCGGGUAAAAUCCGCCCGAAGUCCUUUUCAAGUCGGAUCAAAUUCAAUCGGAUUUCCAAUCUCCAACUAACCAAUUACAAAGACAUCGUUUCUUCUCACAGAGGCUCCAUCAACUCCCUUCAGGUGGAUUUGACUGAGGGAAGAUAUUUGUUGUCGGGUGCAUCUGAUGCAUCAGCUGCUAUUUAUGACAUUCAAAGGGCAACUAAUUAUGAAGGAAAUGGUUUAAUUGCCAAACAUAAAUCUAUAGUUUCGGUCGAUAAGCAACACGAAAAGGGACAUAAAUAUGCCAUUUCAUCGGCCAUUUGGUAUCCUGUUGACACGGGACUAUUCAUAACGGGUUCUUAUGAUCAUAAUAUCAAAGUUUGGGACACGAAUACGACUAAGGUGGUGAUGAACUUUAAAAUGCCCGGAAAGGUUUAUAGGACUGCUAUGUCUACAUUGGCAACAUCUCAUAUGUUAAUUGCUGCUGGAACUGAAGACGUGCAAGUUCGCCUUUGUGAUAUUGCUUCGGGGGCAUUUGCUCAUACUUUGUCUGGCCACCGUGAUGGCGUGAUGACAGUGGAAUGGUCUACUUCCAGUGAGUGGGUCUUGAUAACAGGUGGGUGUGACGGUGCAAUUCGUUUUUGGGACAUUAGACGUGCUGGAUGUUUUCUUGUUUUGGAUCAGUCCCAGUCUCAGCUUGGAAGACGUCCACCUGUCUUGGAUCAUUCAGCUGCAAAUAAGGUUUCAGUCUCAAAGCCACUGUCAACUGGCCAGAGCUCGUUGGUAAAAUCACGAGCGCCACAAAAGAAAUAUACCAACGGGCAUGGCAUAAAGCAGUCAACCAUUGGUCGAAUGCCAGCUAAAGGUUCUGCAAGGCAAAGACUACACCCUGGGAUGCUGUCCAUUCAGGAUCGUGCCACUGCUCAUUAUGGUGCUGUUACUGGUUUGAAAGUAACCGAAGAUGGCAUGUACCUUCUAAGUGCAGGUUCUGAUUCAAGAAUAAAGUUGUGGGAUCUUGAAUCUGGUUACAAUACCCUUGUAAACUUUGAAAAGGCACGCCUACAAACAAGCAAGGCAAUCCAGUUAGCCAUAUCUCAAGAUUCAGCUCAUGUUUUUGUCCCAUGCAUGACAGUCGUGAAAUUCACAGGAUCAGGAACUAUACACAGGCGGCAGUGAUCGGCAAAUUCUUGUUUGGUCUCCAUGCAAACUGAUUACAGAUGAUAUGGAUGAAGGGCAUACUAAAGAUCAGGAUAAUUGGAGUGAUUAGAAUCUGCUCCUACAUCGAUUUGUUCCGCAUAUCCCUUGCCAUCUAUAGCUUUUUUCUUCCUCUCGUAUAUAUUAGAUGCAUGUGUAUAUGCACAUUCCUUUGCUUCUUGUCAAUCAUUUUCCCCGUUUUAUGGUCUGUUGUUCUUUAAAAGGAUAUGAUAUAUUCAUAU